AUUUUCGUUUUGUGUUUGUAAACAACGUUAUUAAUCACUGUUGGAUUUUUGCGCUAAUGAUUUCCGUGGCCGUGCCGUAUUUUGAAUUGAGUGCUUGCCACCGCGAAUUUGGCAGGACCAACGGCCCCGUGGCCACCGAUCGUUCGCCGAGAUCGUCAUUGCUAUGUGUUGUUCGUCAUCGCUGAAGCCGCGGACGACUAGAGACGCCGUGACCCGCCGAGGCAAGUUGACUGACAACGAAGACCACAGAAAAAUAUUGGAUUUUCAUGAACAGAUCGUGUUAUUAGAAUAAUAAUCAUAAAUUUGACAAGUAUUGCAUAAAUUGCAUCAUUUUAAAAUGAAUAAAAAGUAUACACAUUUUUUAUUUUGUCAAUAACUGGUGUACUAAUUGACAUGGGUGAUAGAUUAUUUAUGGCAAUGAGCCGUCGCCGCAUAUCUUGCCCAUUGGCUGUUCAACAGCUGUGGGAUGCGGUGAAAGUGAUACGUUUUCAAAGGCAGGUACCAGAUAUUGAUCGAAUUACCAAAUACAUGACUAAAGUUCAUAAUAUGUCUCCAGAGGAAGUUGGACGGCAAUUAAACUAUUGUGUACGUGAUGGUUUAUUGAUUUUGACAAAAAGAGUUGGUAAUAAAGGUUCAAAAGCAGGAGUUGAAACCGAAGGAUAUAAACUACCUGAAGAAAAAGCUGACAAAGAUAGCCAUGAUUGGUACUGUUUUCAGUGCCAUAGUGCUGGGGAUGUUAUUAGUUGUACUUCAUGUUAUCGAGUUUACCAUCUUUCUUGUAUUGAAAAAGAGGAUUUACCAGAAAAUGAUGUGAAACAUAAGUUCAUUUGUAAUAUAUGUAAAAAUUGUUUAUCUACGAAAGAAGUUUCUAAAAAAAUUAAAAAAAGUCAACUGAAUAGACUUCUGUAUCAUACUACUGGACGAUUAAGAGAAAAAAUACCUAUACCAUGGUCUGAGCGUAAAAUUGCUACUACAGCUCCUUCAACAUAUGUGUCAGAUAGACUGCAGUUUCAGAGUCAACUCAAAGGAAGCGAUUUACAUUUUAAUAUGAAGUCAGCAUUAAAAGACAAAGAUCCAUGGAGGGUAGAUCUUCUUAUUUUUAAAGUUAUAGAUCUUCAAAUGAUUGAAGACAAAGCUGAUAAUGAUGAUUAUAAAAAUGUGGAAGAGUUCCGAGCUGACAUCUUGACUUUUGUUCAUAAUAUUAUUAUUUUUCAUGGAGUUCAUAGUAGCUUAGCUGAUUAUGGCCGAUUGAUGUUAAGAGAUUGCAAUAAAGAUUUAGAAGAGAUAAUGAGGUGUCGUUAUUGUUACAAGUAUUCUAUACAAAAAAAUUCUAAAUUUUGGUUUUGUAAGCCAUGUAAACCACCUCAUGAGUUAGUGUAUGCUAAACAAGAAGAUUUUCCAUAUUGGCCAGCAAAAGUUUUAAAAAUUGAAAAUGAUGUAUAUGAAGUAAGAUUUUUCGGAGGUGAACACCAGCUUGGAUUAAUUGACAAGUCACAAAUACGGCCUAUAUCAGUGAACAUUCAUACCUUGCAGUCUCAAGGUCGUACUUCUCAGUGGAACAAGGCUUGUGAAGAAUUACGUCGACAUCAAUUACAACUGGAUAAAGUUAUAUUUGGUAUUACAGCACAAUCAUCAUCAUCAUCAUCAUCUUCGUCUUCAGAAGAUGAAGAAGAAUCUAAAGUUGAAAAUGUAUCUGUAAAAAAAUGCAAUGAAAAAAGUAAAGAUAAAGAUGAUGUAGUUUCUAUAAAAGCUGAGACAAAAUCCGAAACUGAUAAUGAAGAAUUAGAAUUAAAAGAAGAAGAAAAGGAGUGUUCAGAAGAAGAACCUGUUAAAAGAAAGCGUGGUAGACCAUCAUCUUUAGAAAAAAAAAGCAGCCCUCCAAAAAAAGUAGUGAAGAAACAUUUGUCGAUUAAAAAAACAAGUCCUGAUAUCACUGUUGAAAAAAGACCUAGAGGUAGACCUAGAAAAGUGGUUGAACCUGUAAUUGCAGAUAAAACUCCUAUUAAACCCUUAAAAACAAAAGUUAAAAGUCCAAAAGAAAAUAAUGCUCCUGAAGGAUUAAAGGCAACAAAAAAUACAUCCUCAUUGAAAAUAAAAUCUCCAGUUAAAGAAAGUGAAGUAGAUGAAAAUAUAACUUCUACAACUGAGAGGUUAAAAGAUCCUGAUGUUGUUGAAGAUGAAACAGUUAGUUCUUCAUGCCAGGAUUUAGUACGUUCUGUUAAAGUACAGACUAAACCAAUAAGCAAGAAACCACCUAAAAGUUAUAUAAACAAGAUUCGUGCUGAAAUGGAAAAUGAGAAACGUAAAGCCCUUGAACUGUUAAUUGAACAGCAUAAAGAGGAGAUAGCUUUACUGCAAGAAAACCACAAUAUUGCUUUGUCAGAAGUGAAAAAAAAACAAUGGUGUGUGAAUUGUGAAAGUGAAGCUAUCUACCAUUGUUGUUGGAAUACAGCAUAUUGUAGUCCUAAAUGCCAGUUGGUUCAUUGGAGUAGUGAGCACAAAAGACAUUGUCGUCGAAAAAGAUGAUCUUAAAAUAAUUUUGAUAGUAUUUCAGCAAAAGAAAAUAAAUUUCUUGAUGUUGAAUUUUGACUAUGUAUGUACUAUGUAUACUCAUAAUGUAUUUGUACCUUAU
Molecule: messenger RNA, 2632 nt
Organism: Sipha flava (yellow sugarcane aphid)
Lineage: Eukaryota; Metazoa; Arthropoda; Insecta; Hemiptera; Aphididae
Product: zinc finger MYND domain-containing protein 11-like
Exons: 12
Coding region: 394-2526 (710 amino acids)
Biological process (GO): regulation of transcription elongation by RNA polymerase II
Molecular function (GO): protein binding; DNA binding; transcription corepressor activity
Source: RefSeq, a predicted model, not a curated record